Messenger RNA from Durusdinium trenchii, 1749 nucleotides. The record is from the annotation of a GenBank genome assembly. NCBI's taxonomy places the organism in Eukaryota, Dinophyceae, Suessiales, Symbiodiniaceae.
AUGGAGAAGCUCCCAGGUUGGAGUGGACAAGCAGAGGAGAUCUUUGCUGCCUUCCGCUUCGGCAGGCCUGAAGAGGAGCAAAUGAGCUUCACCGAGUUCAUCAUGGUACUCAUUUGCUGUGCACGAGGCACCGCGGCGCAGAAGGCCACGGCGCUCUUCGAGCUCUUCGCCGAUGCGCCUAGGCCCUUACCCGAGCUUCCUCACAGGAUCCCCAUCAGCCGUGCAGCUCAAGGUCUGGCCGAGCCACAAGAUGAAGAGGCAGUGGCCGCAGCGGGUCCGGCCUGUGUGACACUGCCGCCCUCCAAGAGCCCUGCAGUGCUGGAGAUCGAGGUUUGGGCCAACGACUAUGGCCUUUUGGCGGGCUACGUCUGCGUGCGCUCGCUUUGGCCCUUCACCAGCCUGAAGUGCCUGGACAACGAGGAGCUCCGACGGCGAGGCCUGCCCUUUGUGGUUUGGAGCUCCCGUGACCCUGCGGCCGCGUGCCGCGUGGGCGAGCUGCACUUGGGCAUUUCUUGGGCUCCCAGGAAUCAGCAGAAGCCACAAGUGGGCACUCUUUCACUUUGUGUGAACCGCUUGAGGCUCUUCGACCAAGCUGCCGAGAUGGAAGCGCUGGAGCUUCCAAGGCCUUCCCUCAAGGCAUUCGCUCUUGACCAGGAUGGACAGAGGCGCCCCAUUGUGCGGCAGGGCCAGCGUGGCUUCGCGCAGAUGGAUGGAUUGCUGCGCGCCUGGGCGUAUCAGCCCUUCCAGAGCCUCUCCUGGAUCUCCAAGGAUGCCCAGCUGAAUCCAGACAACUCUUGGACCUGGGGUCGGGACCUGCUCCACUCCACGAACGACUUGCGCAUGGCCGUGCCCGCGUUGCCACGCUGCCGGGAGGUGAUCAGCCUCCAGCGGUGUCGUCAAGUAGCCGAAGUGCUGGUGAGGCGCAGUAGUUUGUAUUUGACGGCCUGGCAAGUCGUGCAACUGGCCGAUCGCUGCUUCCACCGCGCUGGACAUUCGUUUGCCCUCCUCGAUGCCUUGCUUUUGCCGGGCUUGGAGGUGCCCCCGCAGCAGCCCGGCUGGCGGCGCUACUGCGACGAGUCCGGCCGGCAGUAUUUGGACGUCACCCCUCAGCUCUCCAUGGUCCUCGAGCGGCAGCUCUCCGAUGGUGGCCGUCGCUUGCGGCUCCAAGGGCUGGAGACGUUGCAGCUCACGGACCCCUUCCCGGACCUUUCGAAGAUCCUUUGGCUCCGCUUCCUGCGUGAUGGGGAAGAAUCCUCCUGCGCCAUACGCUUGGAGAACGGCCUGGGUCCACUCACUGAGGUGGAGAUGGAUUCGGAUGCCACGCUUCAUGUGUUGACCAAAGAAGAGUUCAUCUCUUGCAUUUUAGCGCAUCCGGAACUCAGUGAACCUCUACGACGGCACUCCUAUCUCGCAUUGGACGCCUUGGGGGCCUUGACCUUGGACGUCAUGGUGGAGUGGACCGCGGCGCAGUACUUGCCGGUGCUCUUUGGAGAUGGCCAGGGUUUGGCCGUUGGAGGUCACUCGCGCUUCGAGGACGGCGCGGGCCACGAGAUCAAGGUCUUUGGGAGCGAUACGAUUUGGGACUUUCUGGAGAAGCUCAAGAGUGCUUGCCAGGUGUUCGGGGUUGAGACGCCAAGGCCGAGGCCUUGUCCAAGAAGUAUCAGGCUGUGGCUGGAUCAGGUCAACAUGAGGUCUAUGCCUUCGUCCCGCCCACCUCGAAUCCCAAGGACUCGUUGGAGGCAGUGGUGA